AUGGAUGCAACCAAAACACUGCCGGCGUCGUGGUAUAUUUCACAAAAUCUUUACUCGCUUGAACAACGAGCCAUCUUUUAUAAAGCUUGGUACUUCGUUGGAGCUGUCCCUCGGUUUGCAGUGGAACGGGAAGUUGAGUACGAAUUCGCGGGCGUCCCCAUCAUUGUCCGACAUGAUGGGAACGAGAACUUUGAGGUGAAGAGGAAGUCCGAUGGGGUCUCACUGAGCCAUCACUUGACUCCGACGGGUUGCUUGUUUACCACCAUCGACCGAUCUGCGCCGCCAUUCGAGCAAUGGUUCCCACCAUCUCUGCUCGAACUCCUAUCACGAUACAACUUCCGCCGCCUACCUCACCGCCGCUCCAUCAAAUACCCCGGUCGCUUCAACUGGAAGACCAUGGUUGACGGGUACCAAGAAUGCUUGCAUUGCCAAUACACGCACCGCAGCUUCAGUGUCAAAUAUCCGCCUACCUUCUACGAAGUACACAACCACGACACAUAUAGCCGGCACAUUGCCGACCCGCAAAAGCCCAACGACGGUCUUUUCCUAUUCUUCUUUCCCGUAUGUACUCUCAAUCUAUACGGUGGCGGUAUGAGCAGUUUCCGUGUUUGCCCGAGUGAAAAGGUUGGCGAAACUCGCAUGGAGUUUGAUUAUUACUUCGACGAUGGGAAAGGCGGGAUGGAAGGGUUCGAAGACUACUUCAAGUUUGUGAGGAAGGUGGCGCUGGAGGACUUUGAGUUGUGUGAGGUUGCCCAGAGUAAUUUGGAGAGAGGAGUGUAUUCGCAAGGGGUGUUGAAUCAGGCCAAGGAGAGUGGUGUCUUGCAUUACCAACAACUGGCCAGGAAGAUGGUGGUUGAGAAGUUCAAGGAGGAGGAAGCAGAGAAAAACGCGCUUACCCCUGCCAGCAGCCGGGCCAGCGGAGUCGGCUAUGUUGGCGGCCAGGAGGAUGUGUCUGUAUCGGCGUGA
This is a messenger RNA of Cladophialophora psammophila CBS 110553, 966 nucleotides long. RefSeq lists its product as uncharacterized. Bases 1 to 966 code for a protein of 321 amino acids. The transcript is spliced from 3 exons. The record is from RefSeq and is a predicted model, not a curated record. NCBI's taxonomy places the organism in Eukaryota, Fungi, Ascomycota, Eurotiomycetes, Chaetothyriales, Herpotrichiellaceae. Gene Ontology annotation, molecular function: iron ion binding; 2 iron, 2 sulfur cluster binding.